Messenger RNA from Lodderomyces parapsilosis, 705 nucleotides. RefSeq names its product Csh3p (gene CSH3). The record is from RefSeq and is a predicted model, not a curated record. NCBI's taxonomy places the organism in Eukaryota, Fungi, Ascomycota, Pichiomycetes, Serinales, Debaryomycetaceae. Gene Ontology annotation, cellular component: endoplasmic reticulum membrane. The coding region runs from base 1 to 705 and encodes 234 amino acids. Gene Ontology annotation, biological process: endoplasmic reticulum to Golgi vesicle-mediated transport. The transcript has a single exon.
AUGAUGAAAUAUAAAGAUAUUGUGCCAAUUGGUACCGUUUUAAUCAUUGCAUCCACCUCAUUUGGUCUCGGAGCAAUCUAUGCCAACUGGCCCUAUGACUUGAACACAUUAUGGCGUGCCACUGACCCCAAUGCAUUUGCCAAAUCAUUAGUUCAUUACCAAACAUGGGCCCAAGCACCAAUGUACGUCCAUUAUGUUUUGCAUGCCGUGGGGUUUAUUGGUCUUGUCGGUCAUUUCAUCAAGCUUUAUAAGCCAGACGAAGAGGCAAAAUAUUUCGAAUAUGGAUCAUUAGCAUUAUUUAUGAUUGCUAUUGUCAUUUACUUGACCAAUUUACGAACUGGGAUUAAUGCUGCCAUCACUGGUGAAUGGGGUGAAGUUGAUUCCAAGACUGGGAUUAAUGUAAUUGCUGCUUCUCAAGUUAUGAUUAUUUUAGUUCUUGUUGGUGUUUUGGUAUUGCAAGGUGGUUUAUAUUAUGCUCAAUGGUAUGAUGAAGAAUUGAAAAAGGAGUUUUAUGAGACUGAAGCUAGGGAAGCUGCGUUGGCUGCUGAACGUCAAGCCAAGCAGGAGGAGGACAUUAUUGCUUCCACUAAUGAGGGUGGAAGUGAUGAUGCUAAUGUUGAGAUUAUUGCCGAAAGUGAUAGAACUGCAAUUGACACUAAGGGAAAGAAGAAGAAAUCAAAUACUGUAAAGAAGAGGAAAUCUUAG